This is a messenger RNA of Apodemus sylvaticus (European woodmouse), 1447 nucleotides long. It is a transcript of the gene B3galt4, whose product is annotated as beta-1,3-galactosyltransferase 4. The coding region runs from base 109 to 1254 and encodes 381 amino acids. Gene Ontology annotation, molecular function: N-acetyl-beta-D-glucosaminide beta-(1,3)-galactosyltransferase activity. The record is from RefSeq and is a predicted model, not a curated record. Lineage: Eukaryota; Metazoa; Chordata; Mammalia; Rodentia; Muridae. The transcript has 2 exons. Gene Ontology annotation, cellular component: membrane.
UCACCACUGAGAAAGGUGUGGCAGGCGGGGCUGUCAGCCUCCAGGGGGAGCUUGCGCACGGGUCUCCCGGGUUGGCGAGCAGAGCUGUUUGGAAGUGGGUGAGGUCAGAUGCUGCCACCCCGGUUUCUGCGGCACGCCAUGCCCCUCAGCCUCUUCCGGCGCCUCCUCCUGGCCGUCCUCCUGCUGGUGAUCGUCUGGACCCUGUUCGGACCUUCGGGGCUGGGGGAGGAGCUGCUGAGCCUGUCCCUGGCGUCCCUGCUGCCCGCCCCAGCCUCGCCGGGACCGCCCCUGGCCCUGCCCCGCCUCUUGAUUUCUAACUCCCAGGCCUGUGGUGGCUCGGGACCCCCUCCCUUCCUGCUCAUCCUGGUGUCUACGGCCCCGGAGCACCUGAACCAGAGAAACGCCAUUCGGGGAUCUUGGGGCGCCAUCCGCGAGGCCCGCGGUUUCAGGGUGCAGACGCUCUUCCUCCUGGGGGAGCCCGUGGGCCAGCAGCUCGCGGACCUGGCCUCGGAGUCAGCCGCACAGGGCGAUAUCCUGCAGGCCUCCUUCCAGGAUUCCUACCGCAACCUCACCCUCAAGACCCUCAGUGGACUGAACUGGGUGGACAGGUACUGUCGGGUGGCCCGCUACGUCCUCAAGACGGAUGACGACGUGUAUGUCAACGUCCCAGAGCUGGUGUCAGAGCUGAUACACAGAGGGGGCCCUUCAGAGCAAUGGCAGACGGGCAAGGAGGCCCAGGAGGAGACAGCAGCUGUCGGUGAAGAGCACAAAGGCCAAGCAGUGCCCCUUCUGUACCUAGGCCGGGUGCACUGGCGGGUGAGCCCCACCCGGACACCAGAGUCCCGGCACCAUGUGUCAGAAGAACUGUGGCCCGAAAACUGGGGUCCUUUCCCACCCUACGCCUCGGGCACGGGCUAUGUGCUGUCCAUCUCUGCUGUGCAGCUGAUCCUGAAGGUGGCCAGCCGGGCCCCGCCUCUGCCUCUAGAGGAUGUCUUUGUGGGAGUAAGCGCAAGGCGCGGUGGCCUUGCCCCCACACACUGUGUCAAGUUGGCUGGUGCUACCCACUACCCCCUGGACAGGUGCUGCUACGGGAAGUUCCUCCUGACAUCCCACCAGGUGGAUCCCCGGAAAAUGCGGGAAGCCUGGAGGCUGGUGAGCGGACUGAAUGGGAAAAGGACUGAGCCCUUUUGCUCCUGGCUCCAGGCGUUUCUGGGCACCUUGAGGUGCCGGUUCAUAGCCUGGCUCAGUAGUUGAGAGCCUGGGGACACAAAACAGCACCUCAGGGACCUUUGCCCCAAAGUCGGUACACAGGCAGCAGCUCCCUGUGGUGAUCUAUUUCCUCAGCACUCUGAAGCUGCUACCAACCGAGGAUGGAUAGGAGACGUGGGGCCUGGCCUGCCAGCUCCAAAGACCAGGGGGGGAUAAAGCAGGGUGGGAGGGGUGUGGG